Anguilla rostrata (American eel) is the source of this 2386-nucleotide messenger RNA. RefSeq names its product myosin binding protein Ha (gene mybpha). Gene Ontology annotation, molecular function: DNA binding; nuclear receptor activity; protein binding. Gene Ontology annotation, cellular component: M band; nucleus. Lineage: Eukaryota; Metazoa; Chordata; Actinopteri; Anguilliformes; Anguillidae. The transcript has 15 exons. Gene Ontology annotation, biological process: regulation of DNA-templated transcription. The record is from RefSeq and is a predicted model, not a curated record. The coding region runs from base 58 to 1941 and encodes 627 amino acids.
CCCCUCUUGGGACGUUUGAUUCAAAGGAUUGGCUGUCCCUCGGGGUCCUCGCUCACCAUGCCAACCAAACCAGCUCUCAUCAAGAAAGCCCCGUCCAAGAAGGUAGCGCCUAAGAAAGCUGCUCCUGCCCCCGUUCCGGAGCCCACGCCAGCUCCCGCCGAGCCGGCUCCGGCUGAUCCAGCCCCAGCCCCAGCCCCAGCCCCAGCAGAGGCGGCACCUGCCGAAGCUGCCCCCGCUGCUCCCGAGGCUGCCCCGGCUCCCGAAGCGGCACCUCCAGCCGAAGGGGAAGCCGCUCCCGCCCCCCCUGCUGAAGCCGCUGCUGCUGCUCCUGUAGAGGAACCUGCUGCACCUGCGCAGACAGAAGCCGCCGCUGACGAAGAACCCGCUGCCGCUGCCGCUGACGCUGCACCCGCCGAAGACAAGCCAGCUGAGGCGCCCGCUGCCGACGCUCCCCCUGCUGAAGCACCAGCUGCCGAUGCAGCUCCCGCAGAAGCACCAGCUGCCGAUGCACCUCCUGCUGAAGCACCAGCUGCCGAUGCACCUCUCGCGGAAGCACCAGCUGCCGACGCACCUCUCGCGGAAGCACCAGCUGCCGAUGCAGCUCCCGCGGAAGCACCAGCUGCCGAUGCACCUCCCGCGGAAGCACCUCCUGCAGAGGAGCCCAAGCCUCCUACACCCCCUCCCCCAGCAGUUCCCACCAGUGAACCUGUGAACCUGACUAUUGAAGAUGUUAAUGAUAGCUCAGUUACAAUCAAGUGGAGGCCACCAGAGACCAUUGGUGACUCCGGUCUGGAUGGGUACACUGUGGAGUAUUGCAAAGACCAAACAACCGAUUGGGUGGUGGUGAACGAGAAGCUGACGGAGGCCAAUCGCAUGGUCGUCGGCGACCUGACGAAGGGGGACGUCCUGCACAUCCGUGUGGUGGCUGUCAACGCUGGGGGCCCUAGCCCCCCCGCUGCGCUGGCUGAGCCCGUCAAAGUCACAGAGAUUGUGGAGCGUCCCAAAAUCCGCGUGCCGCGCUCCCUGAGGGCGAGACUCGUCAAGCAGGCCGGCGAGCAGGUCAACCUUGUCAUCCCCUUCAACGGCAAGCCAAAGCCUCUGGUGUCUUGGACGAAGGAUGGCGAGCCGUUGGAUGCCAAGAAGGCCAGCGUGCGCACCAGCGACAGUGACAGCAUCCUGUUCAUCCGGAAGGCGGAGAGGGACCACUCCGGCAAGUACGAGUUGUCCGUCAAGGUGGAGAGCUUUGAGGACAAGGCCUCCAUCGUCAUCCAGGUCGUAGACCUGCCCGGCCCCCCCACCAGCAUGAAGCUUGUGGACAGUUGGGGUUUCAAUGCGGCCCUGGAGUGGACCCCACCCAAGGACACUGGCAACACGGAAAUCACUGGCUAUACCAUCCAGAAGUCCGACAAAAAGACUGGGGAGUGGUUCACCGUCCUGGAGCACUACCACCAGCUCAACGCCACCAUCUCCGACCUCAUCAUGGGGAACUCGUACAGCUUCCGCGUCUUCGCCGAGAACAAGUGCGGCCGGGGCGAGGAGGCGGCCGCCACCAAGACGCUGGCCACCGUCCAGAAGAUCGGUAUGGUCUACAUACCGCCGGAGUACCAGGAGCACGACUUCAGCGAGGCUCCCAAGUUCACGGCGCCGCUGAGCGACAGGGCGGCGACGGUCGGCUACACCACCAGGCUGCUGUGUGCCGUGCGAGGGUCUCCCAAGCCCAAGAUCGAAUGGCUGAAGAACCAGAUGGUCAUUGGUGACGACCCCAAGUUCCGGCAGAUCAGCAACCAGGGCGUCUGCUCGCUGGAGAUCCGCAAGCCGUGCAGCUUCGACGGCGGCAUCUACUCCUGCCGGGCGCGCAACGCCCACGGGGAGGCCACCGUGGCCUGCAAGCUGGAGGUCAAACAGGUCAUCCUUGCUGAGGCUGACAAGGACAAAAAAUAAACCUUCAUGCUGUAACAUGCACACAGAUGUAUAUUAGGACCAGCAGGAGCCAGACCCACAACAAAAGUUAACGAUGUAGGAUCUUCCAGGACGUUUAUGGAGGUGAUCGAAGGGAGAACAGAAAUGUGUAAAUAUAAAGGAAGAAAAAAGAAUGUUUAUUGAGUUCACCUGGAGUACAGGUACUUUGUGAGUUCAGAAAGCCAGAUCCUUGACACUGACCUUUUUGCUCAGAAAAAUAAUAAUACACUUCUUAGCAAAUUACACGACUAAACACUAUGUAGAGACGGAACCAGGUAUUCGCAGGUAUUUAUUCCUGGCUGUGUCCUCUAUUCUGGUUGCAUAAGUAGUUGUACCCAAUAAAUGAGUAAGUCACAUGAACACUGUAUCAAAAUGGACACUGUAUUAAAAUGCACAGAUGUUUAUUAAAAUUCAUAUUUUCAUUCUA